GAUCUCUCUGCUCCCCUUUCUCUCGGCGGUGGGUCGGAGCCGCUGUCCCUGGCCUCGCAUGUUCCCCUCAGGAUUCCUGUUUUGAAUUUGAUGCCCCUCUUGUAGAUUUGCUCCAUUUCCUCCGAAAGGGCCGCAGUCGGGCGUCCGUACACCGGUGUUUUAGUGCUCCAGUAUUCAGCGUUGAGAGACUUCACCCCGAGCAUGGCUGUGGUGAGCGGAUCGUCUGGGCCGGUUGCCCGGCUCGAGGGCCGUGAAUUCGAAUACAUGAUGAAAAAGCGCUCGGUAACCAUCGGCCGGAACUCGUCUCAGGGCUCCGUGGACGUGAGCAUGGGUCACUCGAGCUUCAUCUCCCGGAGACAUCUGGAGAUAUUCACCGCCAGCGACGACGGCACUGGCAGCGGAGAUUUCUACCUGAGGUGUCUCGGUAAAAACGGGGUGUUUGUAGACGGAGUGUUCCUGAGACGGGGCGCCCCUCCUCUGCAGCUUCCACGAAUGUGCACUUUCAGGUUCCCCAGCACAAACAUUAAGAUCACAUUCACAGCCCUGUCCAGUGGGAAGAAGGUGAAGCGUGAAGCGCCCGAGUCCCCAGUGAAACCAGUCCAGCCCCAGAUCUCCCCCCUGACCAUCAACAUUCCAGACAACAUCGCUCACCUAAUGAGCCCCCUACCAUCGCCUACUGGCACCAUUAGUGCUGCUAACUCCUGCCCCUCCAGUCCUCGGGGUGCAGGCUCUUCAGGCUACAGGAUGGGUGGUCGCAUGGUCAGCUCUGCCGAGCUGCAGCUUAUAAAUGACAACUCCCAGCCUGAGAACGACAAAGAGGCCUCUGGAGGGGACAGUCCCAAGGAUGACUCCAAACCUCCGUACUCCUAUGCACAGCUGAUAGUCCAGGCCAUAACGCUGGCCCCGGACAAGCAGCUCACACUAAAUGGAAUCUACAAUCACAUCACAAAGAACUACCCUUACUACAGGACAGCAGACAAGGGCUGGCAGAACUCGAUCCGUCACAACUUGUCGUUGAACCGUUAUUUCAUCAAAGUGGCGCGGUCGCAGGAAGAACCGGGUAAAGGGUCAUUCUGGAGGAUAGACCCGUCAUCAGAGGGCAAACUCAUCGAUCAGGCCUUCAGGAAACGAAGGCCCCGGGGCGUCCCCUGCUUCAGGACCCCACAUGGACCCCUCUCCUCCAGGAGUGCCCCAGCGUCUCCCAAUCAUUCGGGGGUUCUCUCCGCUCACUCAAGCGGCGUGCAGACCCCUGACAGCCUAUCACGAGAGGGCUCCCCGGUCCCCCUGGAGCUGGAGACCUCCUCUGCUCCCGCCCCGGUGUCCACCACAGCGGUCCAGCCAAAACUGGCAGUGAUCCAGGAAGCACGCUUUGCACAGAACACACCAGGCUCGCCUGUUAGCAACCAGCCGGUACUCAUAGCAGUCCAGCGUCAGUUACCUCAAACCAUUAAGCCAGUGACUUACACCAUGGCCUCCCCAGUGAGCACCAGCACCUCCCAGCCUGCUGUCCAGACUGUCCACGUCCUGCAGCAGAUUCCAGCGGGCUCCCUCAACCCCGCCACCGCCGUCAUCGCCCAGCCAGCCACCAUCAUCAAGAGCGAGCCGCAGGAGAACGGAGAGCACACAGAAGUCAAAGUCAAAGUAGAGACGGUUCCCACCAUCACCUCUAUAGGUGCCUCCAGCCGCAUCAUCCAGAGCUCCCAGUCAGCCCUGCAGACUGUUACCAUAGUGCAGCAGGCCCCCGUGGGUCAACACCAGCUGCCCAUUAAGGCCAUCACACAGAAUGGCACCCACAGCAUAACCACUGCCAUCCAGGGACCUGCCAGCUCAGCUCCAGCUGUGGCGAGCCCCCUCCACCUGCUGGCGGCCCACGCCUCGGCCUCAGCCUCCCUCCCCACCAAGCGGCAGAACGGGGACCGUCUGACCAGCGAACAGUCGGACGCCAAGCGCAUCAAAUCAGAGGACGAGACGGCCGCCGCGGCAGACUCGGACUCGUCGGCAGCUAACGACCAAGGCAGCCACAACUAGUCUGUUGAACCACACAACCCCACCACCACCACCACCUUCAGCUUCUCCUCCCCCCGCCACGGUUUCUCUCUUCUCUUUCUCGUCACCCGUCGUACGUUUCGUUUCUCCUCUUCCUACCACUGACUCCCGAGGUGCCAAACGGAGAAGAUUCUUUUCACUUUCAGUUUAGGUUAUCUGUUCUAGAGCAUCACCAGAAAAAAAAUGUCCACCCCUUUGAAAAGUAAAAAAACAAACAAAAAACAAACAGGAAUGUGGGUUAAGAACAAAAAUAAAGCAAAAGACAAAGGUGUCCCCUGUGAGCCAGUGAAACAGGAGGGACUAAAGAGAGACCACAGGAAGCCUUAACAACAGUUAACACUUAUGAGCUGACUUAUGACCUCACGUGAUCCGACUGAAGACUCAGCUCGGGCUGGACGCCACCUUUCUGUCGCAUCUACCUCAGAGCAGAUUGGAGACUCCGGCAGCCAACAGACGACAUCCUCCCCUCAGCUGUCGGGACGGCUCUGGACGACGUGACCAACCAAGCGACGAGUAUGACGAGCACUCAAUGGUUAGAUUUUUUUUUUAAUAAUAACAAAGACACCGUCAUUCAGAAAGGGAUCAACUCGGAGCCAAUAUUCCUGAAACUCUGGCAGCUAGCCUCUCACAAUACUGACCUUCCUUAAUCGCAGCUGUACGUAGAUAUGCAGUAUUUUGUUGUUCAAAAAUGUGGAGCAUAGGAUUUUUUUUUAACGUAUUUUCACUUAUCUAGACAAGUAAUAAUUUAAUUACAGGAAGCGUACAAAACGGUGAGGUCGGUGACAUUUCGGUAACUAAGUUAGAAAUCUCACUCUUUUUAUGUGAACUUUUUUUCUGUUCAGUGAAAACAGUGUAAUAGUUUUUCCGUAAACUUUUUGUUUCCUUUCCCCCUCGUUCUGACAUAUCCGUAUGAAACUGCUUCGUUAUACCUACAUAUUUUAAUACUUACACAGAUAACCGAUAUAAGCAUACAAAAUCUCCAUGUGUAGUUCCAGAUGUUGACCUUUGCAUGUAUCCGACAACGGAGAAUUUGUUAUCUGUAAAUUGAACUGAGGAAAAAAGACCUGCUUUGUCCAAACCAGGCCUGCACUUGAUUAAAUGUUUGUGUUUUUCAUUUCCCUUCCUCCUCCUUCUUUGUGUUUCUCCUCACACCCUCCUCUUCCUCCUGGUCCCUCCCAGCUGUGUUGACGUUGUGGUGUUGGCAGACCCCUCCAGCCACCUUCCCUUGUUUUGCUAGAUUAUUUUUUCUCUGUUCUGGCGACCCGGCGAGUCUGUUUUUCUGAUUGUACACGUUCCAAACAAUAGUAAAAGGAAAAAAAAUUGAUGUUUGUUCUGCUUCAGUGGAGAAAUGCUUUUUUUUUAAAGAAUAAAUUAAUUUAAAGUCC
Molecule: messenger RNA, 3431 nt
Organism: Acanthochromis polyacanthus (spiny chromis)
Lineage: Eukaryota; Metazoa; Chordata; Actinopteri; Pomacentridae
Gene: foxk2b
Product: forkhead box K2b
Exons: 9
Coding region: 202-2028 (608 amino acids)
Biological process (GO): regulation of transcription by RNA polymerase II
Molecular function (GO): DNA-binding transcription factor activity, RNA polymerase II-specific; protein binding; RNA polymerase II cis-regulatory region sequence-specific DNA binding
Source: RefSeq, a predicted model, not a curated record